CCUUGGGCUUACCAAGGGGGCGGCAUAUAUCUAUUAGAAAUAAAUAUCCAUACAAUGAAGGGUCCGGGUUGUUGUUUGUUCAUUUCUCUUCUUCUUCUAUCUUCUUUUUUACUUUUUUCUUCGGCUCUUUCUGAUGCCAAAGUUUAUUCCAUCACCCACCGCCAGCUCCUGACCCUUCAUGAGAACGGUGAUUUGCUCGAUGAUUAUGAAUCCACAAUCCAAGUCAACGAAACUUUCUCCAGCCCCAGACUUCGGCGAGCAUACAUUGCCCUCCAAGCCUGGAAGAUGGCUAUUUAUUCGGACCCAUUAAACACCACCGCCAGUUGGAUCGGCGCCGAUGUCUGUUCCUACACCGGCGUCUUCUGCGCCCCUGCCCUUGACGACCCCAAACUCGAAGUCGUCGCUGGCAUUGAUCUUAACCACGCCGACAUUGCUGGCUACCUACCCGUCGAGCUCGGUUUGUUGACCGACAUCGCUCUGUUCCACAUCAAUAGCAACCGAUUCUGCGGCAUCAUUCCCACAAGCUUUUGGAGACUCACCCUCCUGUACGAGUUCGACAUUAGCAACAAUCGAUUCGUCGGCCACUUCCCGGAAGUCGUUGUGAGGAUCCCCAAUCUCAAGUACCUCGAUCUAAGGUUCAACGAUUUCGAAGGAGAAUUGCCCUCAUCGCUUUUCACCAAGGAAUUGGACGCCAUUUUUCUCAACAACAACAGAUUCACCUCCAACAUCCCGGAGAAUUUCGGCGACUCGCCAGCAUCGGUGAUUGUAAUUGCCAACAACAAUUUCACGGGAUGCAUUCCAAGCAGCAUUGGGAAAAUGGGGAACACGUUGAAAGAAUUCGUGAUGUUGAACAAUGGACUUGCGGGCUGUAUUCCAGGGGAGAUUGGGUUGCUUGGAAAUGCCACAGUUGUGGAUGUUUCAUACAACAAAUUGAGUGGGAUCUUGCCCAAGAGCUUUGAUGGGUUGAAGGGAGUGGAGGCGUUGGAUAUUUCUGGGAAUUCGUUGACUGGGUUUGUGGCGGAGGGCGUUUGUAACUUGCCCAA
Messenger RNA from Momordica charantia (bitter melon), 1043 nucleotides. The record is from RefSeq and is a predicted model, not a curated record. NCBI's taxonomy places the organism in Eukaryota, Viridiplantae, Streptophyta, Magnoliopsida, Cucurbitales, Cucurbitaceae.